AUGGUAGAGACAAAGUUCAGUUGUAUCACGCUCUGUUACAGGAACCAUUUUCUAUUACAUGCCCCAGGUUUAUACUUCGCUAUCACACUCCCCGUUAACUUGCCACUGGACAGAGUUCAGGUUGUCCCUUCAGUAGCCGCACCAUAUCGAUGGACGAUGUCGGCAUGCCAAGGUCAGCCCCAUGUCCCGAUGCCUCAUUCUUGA
Messenger RNA from Sparassis crispa, 204 nucleotides. RefSeq lists its product as hypothetical. The record is from RefSeq and is a predicted model, not a curated record. Lineage: Eukaryota; Fungi; Basidiomycota; Agaricomycetes; Polyporales; Sparassidaceae. Bases 1 to 204 code for a protein of 67 amino acids. The transcript has 3 exons.